Saccostrea cuccullata (small rock oyster) is the source of this 819-nucleotide messenger RNA. RefSeq lists its product as uncharacterized. Lineage: Eukaryota; Metazoa; Mollusca; Bivalvia; Ostreida; Ostreidae. The coding region runs from base 28 to 603 and encodes 191 amino acids. The record is from RefSeq and is a predicted model, not a curated record. The transcript has 3 exons.
UUAUCUGAGCUUGGAAUCAACAUUGAAAUGCCGUCCUUCUUAAAAGGUCAAAAGCAGCAUUCAACCGAAGAAGCAAAUAGUUCCCGACUUAUAACGAAGAUCCGAUGGGUAGUUGAGUCAGUGAAUGCACGAAUCAAAACAUGGAAAUACCUUGGAAAACAGCUCCCGAAUUCUCAAAUUCCAUGUAUUGGAGACUACGUCAGAAUAGUCAGCGCCAUUUGUAAUAAAUAUAGAUGUCCUAUUAGCACUGGGAACGAAGAGAGUGAUCUAAACAUGGCUGCAAAAAUUCGACAUUUGCUAGCAAAAAGCAAUCUCUUGCAAAAGGAAAUUGAAUCCCAUGGACUGGAUAAAAAGUCUCACAGAUGGGUGAAGUUAGAUGAAGCAACAACAGAUCUAGAUGACUUCCCUAGGUUCACCGAAGACGAAGUUCGAGAACUAACCCUUGGAGUAUACCAAGUGAAACUGGCAAAGCAUUACUCUCAAGAACACACUAACCUAGAUGGGACAUAUGAAAUCUGGAUUGACAAACAACUACCGGGCCUUCUGGUUGCGAAACUUCAGAACAGGCACAUAUCAAGCAGCAAAUAUAAAUGCUGGAUAUGAUAUUCAGAUGGUGCAGUAACAUCGUGGUACUGUCGAUGCAGGUCAGGUGCAAGAGUAGUAGGGGCCUGCGCCCAUAUAACAAGUGUCAUCUGGUAUUUGGCUUUUGCAAGACACGAACACGUGAGUUUACAAAUGAGCAAAAACUGGUUGGACUCUGUCGAAGAUGCAGCUCACAUCCCAGAGGCCAUUGAUGAGAGUGACAGUGAGACAGAGGUC